CCUCAUUCAAUUUUCAAACCCAAAAACAAAAAGAGACGAAACCCAAAUACCAAAAGUGGGAUUUUUCCCUCCUCCCUCAAAAUUUCACGCGCCCUCUCCUAUUCCGAAAAUGGAAGAAAAUCAUGAUGUGGUGGAAGAUGUGGAUAGCGGUUCUGGUGGUAGUGAUUUGGAUUCUUUUAUAGAUGAUUUUGAUUCGGAAGUUGAUGAAGUAUCGAUAUCAGGACAAGAUGACGGAUUGCAUCUCAAGGAACCUUUAUCUGAUAAAGAAAUUGGGGAGCUGAUUGCUGAAUUUUUGGAGGUUGAGAGUAAGGCUGCAGAGGCUCAGGAAGCGCUUGAAAAGGAGUCUCUUGCCAAAGUGGAGACUGAAGUUAGAGAGGAGCUGGCACAAACUCUUCAAGGGAAUGAUUUGGAAACAGCUGUUGCAGAUGAAAUGGCUACUUUAAUAGAAGACUGGAAAACAGAGCUCGAUGAGCUUGAGACUGAGAGUGCUCAUUUGUUGGAACAACUUGAUGGGGCAGGCAUUGAGCUACCAAGCCUUUAUAAGUGGAUUGAAAGUCAGGCUCCUAAUGGUUGCUGCACUGAAGCUUGGAAAACACGAAUACACUGGGUAGGAAGUCAGGUGAGUGGAGAAUUCACUGAGUCAAGAGCUGAUGCUGAGAAGUAUCUCCAAACUCACAGACCUGUAAGAAGGAAACAUGGGAAGUUAUUGGAGGAUGGUGCUAGUGGGUUUCUGCAGAAAAAACUAGCUGAAGACGGGAGCAAGGAUGUUGUGACAACGGAGGUUGAUUGGUGUUCUGUCAACAAAUUCUUUUCUGACGGUGCAACUAAGGAUAGCACCUCAUUUGGCAGCAAGCACUGGGCUUCUGUUUACUUGGCUAGCACACCUCACCAAGCUGCUGAGAUGGGACUUGAAUUCCCUGGAGUCAAUGAGGUGGAGGAGAUUGAUGACAUAGAUGGCAAUUCUAGUGAUCCAUUUGUUGCAGCUGCAGUUGCAAAUGAAAGAGAACUGAAUCUCUCUGAAGAACAAAAAGGAAAUUAUAGGAAGGUUAAGGAAGAAGAUGAUGCGAACAUUGAUAGGAAGCUUCAAGUUCAUUUGAAACGGAGGAGACAUCAAAAGAGAUCUAAACAGGAUGUCAGUAGGAAAAUUGAUGAAGAUGGCGUUAAUAUUUGUAACAAAGAUAAUGAGGUUGAAGACCAAACUUUGAAGUCUGCCAUGCUUGAAGGUUUGGAAAUUUCUAAUGGUAUUGACAAUCAAAGGAUCAUGAGUAAUGGUGCUCCGCUGUCUCCUGAUUCCACUGAAGCCAGAGGGUCCAAACGGCCGAAUGAGAGCGACGAACUGAACAUUGAUAAUAAGAGGAGUCGAACUAUAAUUUUAGACAGUGAUGAUGAAGCUGCAAUGGAAGAUACUUUCGACUGCAAUAUGAUUAACUCUGAGGAUCCUUCCUAUGUCAAAGAGAAUAUAUGCAUUUCUGGAGAUGAUGGUCUCACAUCACAUAGUCUGAAUAAGAAACUCCAAUGCACAGCUUGUAAUAAACUUUCUGCUGAUAUAAGUUCACAUCCACUUAUGAGAGUGAUUAUAUGUGCAAAUUGCAAGCGCUUAUUGGAAGAAAAGAUGCAUUUGAAGGAUCCUGAUUGCUCCGUGUGUUAUUGUGGGUGGUGUGGGCAAAGCAAUGAUUUAUUGAGUUGUAAAUCUUGCACAAUGCUAUUCUGUACAAAUUGUAUAAAGAGGAAUAUCGGAGAGGAAUGCUUAUCCAAGGCCCAGACCAAUGGCUGGCAGUGUUGUUCCUGUUGCCCGAGUCUCAUACAGACAUUGACGGUACAACUUCAGGAAGCAAUGGGAUAUGAAGAUUUGAUAGUAUCUAGCUCCGAUAGUGAUUCAGAUGAUUCAGAAGCAGGCAUGGAUGUUGCUAACAGUUCUAAGAGGAUGAGAAAGAAGAAGAUACGAAGGAUUAUUGAUGAUGCCGAAUUGGGAGAAGAAACCAAAAAAAAAGUUGCGAUUGAAAAGGAACGUCGAGAGCGUUUGCAGUCCUUUGAAGUGCAACUUUCUGUUAAAUCUAAGAUGAAGGUCUGUUCUAGCUAUAAUUGGAAUAUAUCUGAAGGUGCUAGUGCUGAAGUUGUGGGUGAUGCAUCAGCUGGUUAUAUUGUGAAUGUUAUGAGAGAGAAAGGUGAAGAACCUGUGAGAAUUCCUCCAAGCCUUUCAUCAAAAUUGAAGGCUCAUCAGAUUAUGGGCGUAAGGUUUAUGUGGGAGAACAUCGUACAGUCUGUCAGAGAAGUGAAGUCUGGGGAUGAAGGGCUUGGUUGUAUUCUUGCUCACAUGAUGGGCCUUGGUAAAACGCUUCAGUUGCUUUUUCAGGUUAUUACUUUUCUGUAUACUGCAAUGAGAAGUAUUGAUUUGGGGUUAAAAACUGCACUUAUUGUCACUCCUGUUAAUGUGCUUCAUAAUUGGCGGCAAGAGUUCUUGAAGUGGAAACCAUCAGAAGUAAAGCCUCUUCGGGUCUUCAUGCUAGAAGAUGUUUCAAGGGAGAAGAGAUUAGAGUUGCUUGUAAAGUGGAGAACUAAGGGUGGUGUUUUCUUGAUUGGCUACACUGCUUUCAGAAAUUUAUCUUUUAAAAAGCAUGUAAAGGAUCAGCAGAUGGCUGAAGAAAUUUGUCAUGCCUUACAUGAUGGACCUGAUAUACUAGUUUGUGACGAGGCCCAUAUUAUUAAGAAUACCAACGCUGAAGUAACCCAGGCCCUGAAAAAAGUUAGAUGCCAAAGAAGGAUAGCAUUAACUGGGUCACCUCUUCAGAACAAUCUCAUGGAAUAUUAUUGUAUGGUUGAUUUUGUAAGGGAAGGUUUUCUUGGAAGUAGCCACGAGUUUAGAAACCGCUUCCAGAAUCCUAUAGAGAAUGGUCAACAUACUAAUUCAACUGUGAGAGAUGUGAAAAUCAUGAAAGAGAGAUCGUAUGUUCUGUCUGAAACGUUGAAAGGAUUUGUUCAAAGAAUGGGCCUGAGCGUGGUGAAGAAGGACUUACCACCUAAAACUGUUUUUGUGAUAACUGUGAGGCUUUCUCCCAUACAGAAGAAAUUAUACAAGAGAUUCCUUGAUGUGCAUGGAUUCACUGCUGACAGGAUUUAUAAUGAAAAGAUGAAAAGAGGUUUUUUCGCUGGCUACCAGGCCUUAGCUCAGAUAUGGAACCAUCCUGGGAUAUUGCAAUUGAGAAAAGAUGACAGAGUCUAUAUGAGGCAUGAAGAUGGUGUGGAGAAUUUAAAUGCUAAUGACAGCUCUAGUGAUGAAAACACUGACUAUAUAGGAGAGAAGCAGGGGAAUAUCAAUGCAACUUUGCCAGGAAAAAAAGAUGAUGGUUACUUUCAGAAGGAUUGGUGGAAUGAUCUCAUCCAUGAAAAUAAUUAUAAGGAGGUUGAUUACAGUGGCAAAAUGGUAUUGCUGCUUGACAUUCUAGCCAUGUGUUCUGAUGUGGGUGAUAAGGCAUUGGUAUUUAGUCAGAGCAUACCAACUCUUGAUUUGAUAGAACUUUACCUUGCAAGAUUACCUCGGCAUGGGAAGAGAUGCAAGUUUUGGAAGAAAGGAAAAGAUUGGUUUAGGCUAGAUGGAAGAACAGAGAGCUCGGAAAGGCAAAGAUUGGUUGAGCGCUUUAAUGAUCCUUUAAACAAGAGGGUGAAAUGCACUCUAAUAUCUACCAAAGCUGGAUCCUUGGGGAUAAAUCUUUAUGCAGCUAACCGUGUAAUCAUAGUUGAUGGGUCUUGGAAUCCGACGUAUGAUCUUCAGGCUAUCUAUCGUGCUUGGAGGUAUGGCCAAACAAAGCCCGUGUUUGCUUACAGAUUGAUGGCACAUAGAACUAUGGAAGAAAAAAUUUAUAAGCGUCAGGUAACAAAGGAGGGCCUGGCUGCAAGGGUAGUCGACAGACAACAGGUACAUAGGACAAUAUCCAAAGAAGAGAUGUUACAUCUUUUUGAGUUUGGUGACGAUGAAAACCAUGAAGGGCCUGAGCACGAUAACAGAGCUAAUCAAAGUAUUGCUGGUUCACAUGAUAAUUUGCCUAAGCACGAAACACAUCUUUCUUACGGAAAUUGCGCUGACAAAUUGAUGGAAAAGUUACUUGGCAAGCAUUAUCCGAGUUGGAUUGCCAAUUUUCACUUACAUGAGACGCUAUUGCAAGAGAAUGAAGAGGAAAAGCUAUCAAAAGAGGAGCAAGCCAUGGCUUUGGAAGCAUACCGGAGAUCAUUUGAAUGGGAGGAAGUGCAGCAGGUUCCUCUCAAUGAAGCUGUAGUUGACCAAAAGCCAGCUUCGCCAAUAGUGAACACACCUGCAACAGAGGUGAGCAGCUCUGCAGAAUCUAAGGCAAGGGGUACUUUUGUGCAGCGGAAAUGCACAAAAAUUUCGCAUUUACUGACCCUUAGAAGUCAAGGUACAAAAUCUGGUUGCACCACUGUGUGUGGGGAAUGUGCUCGUGAGAUAAGCUGGGAGGGUUUGAAUCAAGAAGGCAAGAAUGCAAAAUAAACUACAGUCCUCACCCUAUGUCUAAUGUGAAUUUUCCGAUUCUAUAUUGCUGCUGCUGCUGUGAGUAUUAUUUUUGGUCAGACAGCUGGUAUGAGUCCAUGGUCUUUUUUGAACAUUACCGUAAACCAUUCUGUUUGUAUAAAUCACUUUUGAGAAUGAAUGAGCAAUGUAAAUCUGUAUAUACAUUUCCCUCGAGUGAAUUUCAGGUGGUUUGCACUUUUCACAC
Fragaria vesca subsp. vesca is the source of this 4727-nucleotide messenger RNA. RefSeq lists its product as uncharacterized. The record is from RefSeq and is a predicted model, not a curated record. Gene Ontology annotation, cellular component: nucleus. Gene Ontology annotation, molecular function: ATP-dependent chromatin remodeler activity; ATP hydrolysis activity; ATP binding. The transcript has 26 exons. NCBI's taxonomy places the organism in Eukaryota, Viridiplantae, Streptophyta, Magnoliopsida, Rosales, Rosaceae. The coding region runs from base 110 to 4501 and encodes 1463 amino acids.